CCUCGCCGCGUUCAGUUCGAAUCCAGCAUUUCACCGCGUAACGUUGAACGGCCGCCGCCUUCUCGGUUCACGUAGUAUACACGGUGUUCCCGAGUUUUCCCAUUGCCCGACGAUGAUGACUCGCCGGUACCCGAGGACGUGCAGGUGAACACCGAUAAAAACAGCGGGACCGGGCAACGAAACGUUUUCUUCAGUGUUCAAGCCAACUUCGAGGAGCAACGGUGACCGGAAGUCGACUCACGUGGAAGCUGUCCUCCGUGCGAGAUUAAGGGAGGAUUUCAACUAACCAAGAUGUGGAAGAAUUUGACCUGCGUGGACGACUUCCUGAACCGAGCGUUCCACAAAUUGGGCCUCGUGGUGGGACAUCAUCCCGGCUACUUCGUGGUGAUCCCUGUCCUGGUAGCCUGCAUCUGCUUCACCGGCUACCAGAGGAUCAACUAUGAGAUCGAUCCCGAGUAUCUUUUCAGCCCGACGAACGGCCCGAGCAAAACAGAACGGGCGAUCGUCGAGCAGUACUUCAAGGUCAAUUACACCAGCCAAUUCAGCCUGGGCCGUAUCACCAGGCCAGGUCGUUUUGGCCAUGUAAUCAUCACCUCGAAGGACGGGGAAGAGAAUUUACUGAGAUCGGCGGUGUUCGACGAGCUCAUACAGCUGGAUAAUAUAAUCAAAAGCGCCCACGCGACCUACGAGGGCGAGGUGUUCACCUACAAGCAGAUCUGCGCCAGGUGGUUGGAUGAAUGCUUCGCUAACGAUAUACUGAGCCUCCAUUACAUCAUAAAGGAUGUGGAAAGCAAAGAGCUGAGACUGACGUUCCCGUUGAUGCUGCAUCCAGAUACCUGGCAAAUCCUCCUGUUGCCGGUCUAUUUCGGUGGGAGCGUGCUCAACGAGGACAAACAGAUAGAGUCGGUGCCCUCGAUGCAACUGGCGUACUUCCUGACGGCUGAUAAUCCUCGUCAGGACGCCAUUGGGGCAGCAUGGGAAGAGGCGUUCCUCGAUGCACUGAAGAAAGUAGAGGACGAGGGCAUGUUCAAACACAUCGCAACAGCGAGAUUCGCAUCUAGGACUUUGGAACUGGAACUUGAAGAGAACACGAAGACGAUCGUGCCUUAUUUCUCCAGCACGUUCGUCCUGAUGGCACUUUUCUCGGUUGUCACCUGCAUGAUGACCGAUUGGGUGCGAAGCAAACCUUGGCUGGGACUUUUGGGGAACGUGUCGGCAGCAAUGGCCACUGUAGCUGCUUUUGGGAUGUGCAUCUACAUUGGCGUGGACUUCAUUGGCCUCAACCUUGCUGCGCCUUUUCUUAUGAUCGGAAUCGGAAUCGACGAUACGUUCGUGAUGCUGGCGGCUUGGAGACGAACAAGUAUCAUGAAACCGGUACCGGAGAGGAUGGCUGCGACCCUCAGCGAGGCUGCUGUCUCGAUUACCAUCACUUCUCUAACUGACAUGAUAUCGUUUUUCAUCGGGAUCCUCUCACCAUUUCCCUCCGUGCAGAUUUUCUGCAUUUAUUCCGGAUUCGCUGUCGUCUUCACUUUCGUUUUCCAUUUGACAUUCUUCACCGGGUGUCUGGCAAUCAGCGGCUACUGCGAGCAGAAGAACCUCCACAGCAUCGUGUGCUGCAAGGUGCAACCUCUAUCGAAGUCCACGAAUCGAUCUUGGUUCUACAAAGCACUGUGCACUGGCGGCAUCGACCCCGAUGACCCGUACAACCCCGUGGACAACCCGGAGCACGGUUGCAUGAGUUGGUUCCGCGAUUACCUUGCCACCGCGUUGAACUGUCGACCUGUCAAGGUCAUAAUCAUCCUAAUAUUCGCCUGCUACCUGGCAGGCGCACUUUACGGAUUGACAACGCUUCAGGAAGGACUAGAUCGUCGCAAGCUCUCCAAGAAUGAUUCUUAUUCGAUUGUCUUUUAUGACAGACAGGAUUACUACUUCAGGGAGUUCCCUUACAGGAUACAGGUGGUGGUAAGCGGCGAGUACAACUACAGCAGCCCGGAGAUCCAAGAGCAAAUGGAGAACCUGACGAGGUCUCUAGAAGCGAGCAAGUACAUCAGCAGCGCGCCGAUCUACACGGAGAGCUGGCUGCGCAGCUUCCUGAGCUACGCCGAGGGGAUCGCUCUGAACAUCAGCAGCGAGGACAGCUUCCUGAAGACCUUGAAGGAGGACUGGCUGCGGCCGACGACCAGCUACUCGCUGGACGUGAAGUUCGACGACAGCGGGGAGCACAUAGUAGCCAGCAGGUUCAUGAUCCAGGCGGUGAACGUGAGCGGCACGAACCAGGAGAAGGACAUGGUGAAGGAGCUCCGUAAAAUCUGCGCAGACUCGCCUUUGAACGCGAGCGUGUUCCACCCGUACUUCGUGUUCUUCGACCAGUUCGAGCUGGUGAAGCCGACGAGCAUCCAGUGCAUGGUGUUCGGUGCGCUGAUCAUGAUGCUGAUCAGCUUUAUCUUCAUUCCCAACGUCCUCUGCUGCCUGUGGGUAGCUUUCUGCAUCAUCUCCAUAGAGCUAGGAGUAGCAGGUUACAUGUCGCUCUGGGACGUGAACCUGGACAGCAUCUCCAUGAUCAACCUGAUCAUGUGCAUCGGCUUCAGCGUGGACUUCACCGCGCACAUCUGCUACGCUUACAUGAGCUCCAAACAGAAAACACCCGACGACAGAGUCAGAGAGAGUCUCUACAGCCUGGGUCUGCCCAUAGUCCAAGGCGCCACAUCCACUAUCCUAGGCCUGGUAGCUCUAGUCCUAGCAGGCACGUACAUCUUCAUGGUGUUCUUCAAGAUGGUCUUCCUGGUGAUAUUCAUCGGAGCCAUGCACGGCAUGUUCCUGCUGCCUGUCCUUCUGUCCUUAUUCGGCCCCACGUCCUGCAACGACGACGUGGACGCCGAGAACGCUGAAAGAAAGCUUCCCCAGAACUUAUCCUCUAAACUACAGCAGCCCUACGUGAUCCCUCACCCUAGUCUCUCUUACUACCACUCCUCCGGGGCUGGCAAGAGUCUCCAAGGCAGUCCGGCGACUAGUCUAGCUGCCUUCGAGGACAGGGACCCUGGUCUGGGGACCAGCGAGGACAGUAACUCCACGGAGAGCGGGUCCUCGCAGAGCAGGAGGCGCGAGGGACACCUGGAACAGGAGAGCCACAGGCGCCAUGACCUCUGGAGGAGGCCAAUCGGCGUUCUCUACGGCAUGUCGCAGUUCCAGACGGCUGCGCAUCCUGUCUCGCCGCCUCCAGACUACGAGGUCGCCAUGCAGGAGCUGCAGGAUCAGGAUCGCCGGGCCAUUCGGACGGGGAACUUCCGCUGGACCCUGUCCCGUCUUCAGACUCGGCAAUCGGACGGAUCAAGGAAGCAUUAGGAGGUGACUCGACCGUCAUCGCUGGUCCAGGUAGCUAACUGAUCAUUGGUGUCCUCCUCAGCAGACAUUUUCGACGAUGCAGCAGCUGGCUGAGCGACUUUCCGUGUCGGAGAACUGGACCUUUAGUGCGAACGGCUACUGCCAGUGACGGUCACCGGUGACCGGCGAUCGGUGGGCGUUGUUCUCGGUUUUACGUGAGACUCUCGGGAACUGGUUAUGUUGUCGAGCGAUCCAUGGAUCGGACGAUCGAUUCGGAGACUUCUGUGUUCCAAGUGGGAAUUGACGCUUCGAGUUUUACUUUUCGGCGACUGACAGACGGAAUUGAGGAAUCGGUUUACCGGGUCGGUGAGUCAGGCUGGGAAUCGCGGCGAUCUUUCAUGUAUCGGGCGAGUUGUGAAUGUGGGAGUGGAUGGUGAAUAUCUUUAGCAUCUGCUCGCGCGGGACAUCUUGGAGAUUGCACUGUUUUGGAGGGAAUGAUUCUUGAAAUGAUUUUUGUACUCGGCGAUUAGACACGAAUUUUAUUCAUUGAGAAGUGAACUGUGUUUGCAUCGAUGUUUUGGCACGAUGACUGCCACGGGAAUUUCGAACGUUUGUUUUAAGAUUUAUUCCUUUAUGACGGAGAAGAGUGUUGGAAAUAAUUAUUAAUGUUUCGGUACUGCAGUACUCAUUACACUCUAGCUUCUAGCGUUACUAAAUAUUUUGAAUAUCAAUUUUCUUAUUCUAAUCGUUUUCAAGCAAUUCGGAAGCUCAUCGUGGUAGUCAACGUGUUAAUGUUGAAAAGAAUCGUUUAUUCGUUAGAAACUUCCCAUUUUAUUAUCAUUGAUUAUUUUCGAAAAUUUCAAGAUCAUUUUACAGGAAAAUCUCACUGGUCAAAUCUCGUUAAGACUGGAACUACCGAUCGGAAAUGACCCGUUCCAGAUUUCUUCUCGCGAUUGUAAAAAAAUUGCUUUGGCAAUAUGCAAAUUGAAUCACGAAUCAAACUCUCAAUAGAUCUCUUGGAGUUUCUAUAGAAAAAUUUCGAGUGACUUUCAGUGCUCGGUAGUUCCAGUGUUAAAGGGUUGUCUCCCCCGUCGCAUUUCUUUCGUGAAAUGGUGUAACUUUGUUCUGUAUAGUUUCUUUAUACGACUACAAGUAACGAAGAUACUUAUGCAUUCUGGUUCUCGUUGCACACCCUAUACAUAUAUAUAUAUAUUCUCACAUAAACGACGGUCUCCACUUUCUAGAAUAUUUAUGUAAUUUAUGGAGUGUGACCGGCACGAAGACUCGGUGAACUGAUCCGAGAUAAUAGCAGAGGCGAGUAGCGAAUAAAACGUAGAACACCUCGAUUCGUCUGCAAUCCCUUUCUUGUAUCGUUCUCUUUUUUUUUAAACAAAUUUGUACGAGUGAAUAAUAUUUAGGUUACAAGACGAGUGUGUCCUGCGCUAUGAACCUCGACGUACAGGGACAGAAGCUGCGCGUAGAUUUCUAAUCGUGUGAUUCGCCAGUGUUCCUGAAGGGGCGGAGCUUAGAAUCGAGACGUGGAUCUGAUUGGUUGUUACUGUAUUCGUGUUUUCCACUGUCGGUUAUGGGGACUUGUGAACCAGACUAAUAUUGGCGCUUCAGUUAAAAGUUUUUCACUAGAAAUAUUCAAUAUUUUUCGAUGAGAUACAGACGAUGUGCUUUGAAACUAAUUAACGAGGAAACAUAUAUAAAUUAAGAAGGAAAGUUAUUUUAUUUGAAUAUUCCAUAUAUCGAUGCAUCAUACAAAGCUUAAUAUUAUAUAUAAGACUUUAUAAUUUUGCAAAUCAAGUCAAGUGGUGACUGAGAGUCACCUCUCGAGUGCAAAAGGUUAACCCAUUGUAUUACAAUUUACUUCUCAAUUAUGAUCUAUUAAUCAACUACUUUAUUAUUAACCCUUUGCACUUAGAAGUUCUUCGCUAGACAUAUUUUAACAUUUUCUGAUUUUGUUUUUUUCUAUUUUAUUUCAAUAUUUCUCAAAUUGCAUUAGACGAAGGAUAAUAUUAACCCUUAGCA
Messenger RNA from Nomia melanderi (Alkali bee), 5355 nucleotides. It is a transcript of the gene Ptr, whose product is annotated as patched domain-containing protein. Lineage: Eukaryota; Metazoa; Arthropoda; Insecta; Hymenoptera; Halictidae. Gene Ontology annotation, cellular component: plasma membrane; cytoplasmic vesicle membrane. The record is from RefSeq and is a predicted model, not a curated record.